Messenger RNA from Anas platyrhynchos (mallard), 1845 nucleotides. RefSeq names its product suppressor of cytokine signaling 1. NCBI's taxonomy places the organism in Eukaryota, Metazoa, Chordata, Aves, Anseriformes, Anatidae. Gene Ontology annotation, cellular component: phosphatidylinositol 3-kinase complex. Gene Ontology annotation, biological process: phosphatidylinositol phosphate biosynthetic process. The record is from RefSeq and is a predicted model, not a curated record. Gene Ontology annotation, molecular function: 1-phosphatidylinositol-3-kinase regulator activity.
GGUGGCGGCGGUGGUGGUGCUGGUGGUGGUGGAGGAGGGAGAAACCCCUCCCCUUCCCCUCCCCCGUGGCUCCUUCCUCGGAAAAGCAGCACUUGGGGGGUUUCCUCCCCUUCCCCUCCGCGCCGCUCCCCGCGGCCGAGGAGGGCCCGGCGGGCUGCCGCCGGCCCGGGCCAGCCCCGGGAAGCCCCGGAUGGAUCCGCGCUGGAGGAAAGCUCCGCAAAAGCAGCGAAGCGCUGUGUCGGCACUCCCGGCGUUGGACUGCUUCCAGGCCUGACCUCCAGCUGCUCACCCCUAUGGAUGGCAAAUUGAGAGAGGCUGGACGCGAAGGAGGAAGGAUGGUCACGGCAGCGUCUUCCCAGGAUCCAUGGGCUCUUUGAGAGAUGAUCAGAGGGAGGCCAGAUGAUCUGCACAACACGCACGCCACUGUUCCUCGUCCGCAAAGGCAGCAUCGGAGCGUCCUCCCCAGCCCCGUGCCGCCCGGCUUGCCCGAUCGCUUCCGGAUGUUUCGCAGCUGCGAGUGGGAGGUCCUGGAGCGGUCCCUCAACAUCCUCCAGGCCAGCGACUUCUACUGGGGUCCCCUGUCCGUGGGGGAGGCCCACGCCAAGCUCCAGCGGGAGCCCGUCGGCACCUACUUGGUGCGGGACAGCUCGCAGGGCAACUGCUUGUUCAGCCUGAGCGUGCGGAUGCCCACGGGGCCCGUCAGCCUCCGCAUCUCUUUCCAGGAGGGCUAUUUCCGCCUGAAGAACUGGUUUUCGGACUGCGUGGUCCGGCUGCUGGAGCUGGUGGUGGCGGGGACCCGCAACAACCCCUUGCACUUUGAUGAGAUGGGGGGAACCCCCCUGGUCUUCUCGGAGCCCCUGUGCCGGAGCCGCCGAGCGGUGCCCACGCUUCGAGAACUGUGCCGCCGGCGCCUGCCUGCUGGCGCUGCUGCCGCGGGGGACACCACAGGGACGUGCCCGCAGGAGGUGGUGGCGUCACCCCCGGGCAGGAGACGGGGGUCAGAGCAAAGUGUUGGCUCCAGGCCCCUCCGCAGCCGGGGCUGGGAGAUGAUGGCGGGCAGUGUGGGAGGCUGAAGGGACGCGCCUGCCGCCUGGCCGUGCCGGCGGGGCCGGGGUAGCUGCUCGGAGAGGCAGGGGAGGGCAGGUGCCCCAACCCAUUGGCCAUAAGAGCUGUGUCCUUGGGGGUGCACAGCACGUGUGGCCUUCCCUGCAAUGGCUGGGGUAAAGCCAGAGUGGGGGAGCAGUGGCUUCCACCCCCUGGGCCCUGCUCUUUGCUCCAGUCGUGCCUUAUAAGCUUGAGAGCGGGGCGAGCUGCCUGUCCCCCCAGGUCAGCCCCGCUGCCCCAAAGUGCCUGAGCUAGUCUGUGCUAAGCUAUGUGCCCUCGUGCAGCGAUACGGCUGGCACCGGUCCCACAGCGCUGCGGCCUGGGCAUGGCCCCGUGCUGCCCGGAGAGCCACAAGGGCAGGAGCGCGCCCUGCUCCUCGCCGCACAAACAGACGUCAGCACUUGCACCCGGGGAGAACUGCUGCAGCUCUUAUAGUACGUGCAGCUUCGCUGCCUUUUGCCUCGCUUUAUUUGAACAGGUUUUUGGGAGUGCAGAUGGGUUUAUACUACGGGCAGUGCGUUCCAGCGGAGGCAGUCCCGGUCCAGAGGGCCUGGGCUGCUCUGCGAGGGUGAGAACAGAUCAAUCCUGUGCCCUUCCUUACGCUCAUCUGAUAGUAUGCUGCUGCCAUCUAUGGACUGUACAAAGAUGUUUUGGUUUUGUCUCAAAAAAAAUGGCAAAGAAUUUUUAUACAACUUUUUAAAUGUUAAUAAACAUGUUUUUGUACUUCUUUUUAAAAGCUAA